AUGUGGUGCGGCAGCUCUAACUGCGAAACCAGUCAGUCCCGGGUGGCACGCUGGUUACAGCGGGAAGCGGGGGCAGGGGCGGAGAAGCCAGUGCGUGACGGCCAAGGGAGGAGUUUGAAAGCGCUGCCCGGGGUGGGGCUGCGGGGGCACAAGGCCUCAGCGGGCACCGUCGCCCCCGAGUGCCAAGCCCCGGAGGCACAGAGCACUGGCCGGGCCCGAAGCCAGGCCGAACUUCUGCCUCAGGACGUGCGGCCCCGCGGGCGCAGUGUGCCACCCGGCGCCUGCCCUAACGACGCUCCCGCCAGGGCCCGCGAGGGCGGGACGAAGCAGGCCCGGCCCCACAGCCCCUUCCUGGGGGGGGGCCGAAGCCGCUGCGCACGUCCUAGGCCGCCCCGUGCGGAAGCCAAAGCACACAGGGCGUCCUCAGUAAGGGGCUUCUAUCUAGGCUUUCUGUCCUUUCUCAUCGAGACCGGGACGGACUGCCUGGAUUCUCUUCUUGCCCAGUGGGACCACUUGCUGCACCCUGAUCCUGAUGGCGACUUCAUUUUUCCAGCCUGACACUUGGCCUGCUUCGUGCAGAAGAAGAAAGCAAAUUACAGGUUGGAAAUCAGAAUAUUUCAAAGAGGGGUGAAAAGGUUGGAGCAGAGUGACCGCUACAUAAUGAAGUGUCCGGUGAUAAUGUCCAGUCUGGGCCAAGAGAGCGUCUACUGCUGAUGUGCGUUCAUUCAGGUCUCCCCGCCCCUGACCCUGGGACGCGCCAGUGGACAGACCCCAUGGCUGCUGUCCCUUCAAGGGGAGCUGGUGGCUUUUCUCGAAGACGCCAGCCAGAUGGGAUUGCACACAGACAUCAACAAGAGGCAAGACCUUCUUCAGAGACACGGGAAUUUAAAUUCGAAGGAAUUUCAUAUGCAGGUGGAUCAGACGCUUCGUCCUGCAGGGGCAGGUCAGAGAAGACUAAGACUUUCCAAUGUCUAGAAUUUUAUCAUGGACCAAACUUCAUGAUUGGGACUCUGGUGAAUUUAGGGCACGGGGGAUGGUCUUGCCAAGCCCCCAAACAUUUCUUCCCUUAAUUGUGAUGCCUGAAAUCCCUUUAUUUGGAGACAGAUGCUUUCAUUUAGCAACUGCAGAGCUGGCUGAAAAUGCCCCCGUGAGAGGGCUGACACAGUAAAAUUCUUGCUAAAGUGUAAACAACUGAUACGAGUUUGAUUUCUUAAGAGCAGCUUUGGCAAUGGAAGAGCACCAGGCUAAGUCACCAAAGCUGAAGACAGUCUUGGCAGAGACAUUUCGUCAGCUUCCCAGGGGGCAGCCCUGCUCGUGGCCCCUGCUUCCUUACAGACCUUCACAAACGGCAGGAUCCCCCAGGGAUUUGGGAUGGUCCUUUUCUGUUCUCUUCUUCAUCUGUGCAGCCAGGUUCCAGCCCAGGGGGAGAUACUAAACACCAGGUAACCUCAUGUCACUGAUUCGGAAAGUGUGCUGUGCUGAUCAUGGGGGUGGCCCCUGGCUAAAGUCCUGCAAACACCCUUUUGUCCACGUGCCUGCAAAGUGUAUGUUUUUCUGUGUCACGUGUCUAUCCCCAUUCCAGUGUCAUCCCGGCCAGAGUCAGAGGUCUUAGUUCAUAUUCCCAAGCAGAGACAAAAGAGGUCUGUGGUCCAAAGGAAAGAGGUUUCUGUUUUGAGGGAAGCAUGAGCCUGAAAGUCCUCUGAGUCCGGUACCAUUUCCGUGAUGGAAAACGGGCACUUUGUGGUGGUCAGCAUCCUGGGGGGCUCCGGGUCCAGGUCAUUGUCCUGAUUUUGGCAUCAGCUGUCCUGCCCCUUUUGAUGGCCCCAUCUCCUUCGAGCCACUGACACCAUGGGGAAGCAGAGACAUGGAGAGCAGAUCUGUGGGGCCGGCUGACAUCACACCUUUUCCAUUUAUGCCCCUGAGGCCUGGCACUCCUGCCAGGUGACCCCAUGGAGGACAGCCACAGGGCAGGAGAUGCACCCUGCCCCAUGCGAUGAAUUCCUCAUUGCCCCACAGCAAUGCCAGGUGGCCCGAGGAACCCCGGGAACACAAGCUCUCUGUAGGGGAGCGCUGAGCCUGGAAUUUGCUGAGAUGGCUGCUCCCAUCCUCUGGACAGUGGAGUGCUUCUAGUGUGUGGGUAGUCACCACAAGGCUGUGCUUGCUGGUAACAGGCACAUGCCAUAGGGGCCCUCUUUCCCGAGCCUGUGGUUCUUUCUCCUGUGACAGGGCUUUCCCUUCCUGGGCCUGACAGGUCCCACACCCAACGAGGUAAGGGAUGGUGUCAGGCGUGCUGGCUGGAACCAGCAUCGGAUCUAAGUGGUGUUAACUUAAAAAUAAAAAGCCGAAGUGGCAGCAACAAGCAUUUAUUUGAGAUUUAAAGGAAAAAAAAAGAAUUGCUAUCGGGGGCAUUAGAUUCAGGCAGAAACCCAAGUUAUGUUCCGA
Messenger RNA from Rhinolophus ferrumequinum (greater horseshoe bat), 2442 nucleotides. It is a transcript of the gene CIROZ, whose product is annotated as chromosome 9 C1orf127 homolog. NCBI's taxonomy places the organism in Eukaryota, Metazoa, Chordata, Mammalia, Chiroptera, Rhinolophidae. The record is from RefSeq and is a predicted model, not a curated record. The transcript is spliced from 7 exons. Gene Ontology annotation, biological process: heart development.